Molecule: messenger RNA, 2027 nt
Organism: Cottoperca gobio
Lineage: Eukaryota; Metazoa; Chordata; Actinopteri; Perciformes; Bovichtidae
Product: glucosamine-6-phosphate isomerase 2
Exons: 7
Coding region: 177-1004 (275 amino acids)
Biological process (GO): N-acetylglucosamine catabolic process; N-acetylneuraminate catabolic process; carbohydrate metabolic process
Cellular component (GO): cytoplasm
Molecular function (GO): identical protein binding; glucosamine-6-phosphate deaminase activity
Source: RefSeq, a predicted model, not a curated record
CUCUGUAGUGUCGUGCUAACAAAUAACUAGCUAGUAGUUUCACAGUAGCUGAGUGACAUUAACUGACUUGUCAGCUGUAACUACAUUUAACUUGGAAGAAUUCGCUCCUGUUUGUGCUUCGCUUGCUAACAUUAGCCAUCGCCUCGAGUGGAGAAUCUGACAAUUAAGCCAACACAAUGAGGCUGGUGAUUCUGGACGACUAUGACCUGGCCAGCGAGUGGGCUGCAAAAUACAUCCGCAACAAAAUCAUUGAGUUCCAGCCCUCCGCCGAGAGGUGCUUCACUCUGGGUUUACCUACAGGGAGUACCCCCUAUGGCUGUUACCAGAAGUUAAUAGAAUACUACAGAAGUGGAGAUAUGUCAUUCAAAUAUGUGACGACCUUCAACAUGGAUGAAUAUGUAGGUCUGCCUCGUGCUCAUCCAGAAAGUUAUCACUCCUACAUGUGGAAUAACUUCUUUAAGCACAUCGACAUUGAUCCAGCCAACGCUCACGUCCUGGAUGGAAACGCAGAGGACCUGGAGGCAGAGUGUCGGGCCUACGAGCAGAAGAUCACAGAGGCUGGAGGGAUCGAGCUGUUUGUAGGAGGUAUUGGCCCCGAUGGUCACAUAGCAUUCAAUGAGCCAGGUUCCAGCCUUGUUUCCAGAACCAGAGUGAAAACACUGGCUAAGGACACCAUUGUGGCCAAUGCUCGUUUCUUUGGCAACAACCUCUCCAAGGUUCCCACCAUGGCUCUGACUGUGGGCGUAGGAACUGUCAUGGACGCCAAGGAGGUGAUGAUUCUGAUCACAGGAGCACACAAAGCCUUCGCUCUAUAUAAAGCCAUAGAGGAGGGAGUGAACCACAUGUGGACUGUAUCAGCAUUCCAACAGCACCCGUGCACCAACUUUGUCUGUGAUGAAGACGCCACCCUGGAGCUACGAGUCAAAACAGUCAAAUACUUCAAAGGUUUAAUGCAUGUUCAUAAUAAACUGGUGGACCCGGUGCUCAGCAUAAAGGACCAGUGAAGGACGAGAAGUUAAGAUAAGACGGUGAAAUCUCACGAGUGGACAGCCGUGUCCCUCUGGUGGAUACUGUUACUGCACAGACCACAACUGCACUUGGAUAAUGUCACAGAUAGUUAAUGACAGGUAAAGGAUGUAAGGAGAUAUCCCCUCAGAUGUUCUUUGUUCAGCACUUUGCAUUUAAAGGGAUGGUACCAGUUCACCUUUUCUAAUCACUGCUGGUUUUUUUUCUUCUUUUUUGCUCUGUAUGAGAAGUUUAAUAGAUUUCAAGUCAUGACAGCCUUCCAUGUGUUAGGUUCAAUCUCUGUUCUCUGUGGAUGAUACAGUACUGAUAUAAAGAAAAGUUAUCAAAUAUAUGCUUUUGCUAACUUUUCUUCAUGUUAGCUUAGUUCUUUCAUCAAUGUUUCAUCACCCAAUUCCUGAUUGGACAGAGGAAACAAAUACUGUGUUUAUUGCUAAUAUCCAAUUAUUAAACUUACUUAAUACAAAUACGUGUCAUCAUAAGUGACCUUUGACGUUGAUUUUGUUUGAUUGAAUGUCUGUAUCCAAGGCAUGUGUACUGUGUACUCCUCCCAGCACACGGCUGCACAUUAAACAAGCCAAACACAGUUUAAUGUCACAGAAUAACACAAAAUAAUGACGAUUGAAUCUUUGUCUGCACGUAGGAUAAGUGGCUCCACUGCAGCAGUUGUCUGUCCCACCUCUGGAAUCCUGUCCUGUGCAUGUGAACUGUGAUAGUAUAGUACUAAUAGUACUGUUGUAGUAUCAGACAAGUGCAAAGUAGAGCUUAAUGGCAUUAUUAACCCAGGUGGCUAUCAAAUCACUGUUACAGUUGGAUUGAUGAUCUAUUCAACACUUCUCUUGUAUAGUCGGUUUCUUGCAGCCGUUACUUAUUUCCAGUGUGAAGUUCUGUUGUUGGUAUCACUCCUCCUGUUCAUCAGGUUACUCCUUUGUCAGUGUUUUUGCACAUUUACUAUAGUUUUUAACAGUUUUUUUCUAAUGACAAUAAAACGUUUGCUACCAAUA